UACCCCCUCGUCCUUGCCCCUUCUCCUACUCAAUCAUGGCCCGGUUCACUCUGCUUUCUCUGCUUGCAUGCACGCUCUUUAGCGCAGCUAUCGCUAACCCGGUCGACAGCCAAGAGGCCCUCGCAGUCUCAGAUGGAACCGUGCAUGCCGCAGCAAGCUGGGAGUGGUCCUCUUGCGGUCUCUCUUCUGAUCCGAUUCAAAUCGAGUCUAUCGAUGUUUCGCCUGAUCCUCCAAAGCCUGGCGAGAACAUGACGGUCACUGUCAAGGCUUCUGCCCAAGAGCUUAUCGCGGAGGGUGCCUAUGCAGACGUAACUGUCAAGCUUGGGCUCAUCAAGCUGCUACAGAAGAGUUUCGACCUUUGUGAGGAAGCUCGUAAUGCUGAGACGUCCGUACAAUGUCCCGUUGAGCCUGGUUCUUACACCGUCGAGCAGACGGUAGCCCUUCCAGCUCAAAUUCCCCAGGCCAAGUUCAGGGUUCAUGUCGAUGGCUUCACCGUGGAUGAUGACCCCCUCGUCUGUGUCGACUUGACCGUCAACUUCAUGAAGAUCGGCGGCUUCUGGUAAUGGGACACGUGUGUGGGGUGAGGUGGUUCAACUUGAUGUCCUGCUCGUGGUGUGGCGUGUGGCGUUUGUUGAUCGUUGAGUGUUCAUGAUUUCUUUCUUUUUUCUCUUACUUGACGAAGUCCACUCCUCACGCAAUCAUGUUCCUCUAUGACUAUUCCUCUGUGCAUAAUUUCGGCUUUGUACAACUAAUUGUUCAGCCCACGUCUGCGUCUCAGAAUGACAAUCAGUUCAUGUUUCUGUUCACACAAUGUAACUGUUGUGCUCAUGAAAUAGAUCUUGAUAGAGACUCAGUGUCAAG
Messenger RNA from Stereum hirsutum FP-91666 SS1, 861 nucleotides. RefSeq lists its product as uncharacterized. The record is from RefSeq and is a predicted model, not a curated record. Gene Ontology annotation, molecular function: sterol binding. The coding region runs from base 36 to 563 and encodes 175 amino acids. Gene Ontology annotation, biological process: intracellular sterol transport. The transcript is spliced from 5 exons. NCBI's taxonomy places the organism in Eukaryota, Fungi, Basidiomycota, Agaricomycetes, Russulales, Stereaceae.